UGUAGUUUUGUCAGGAACGUAAUAUAAAUCCCAAUAUCUUUAUUGCAUACAAAGGAAAUCAAUGCAUAAAAUAAAAAAGGAAAAAUAUCUCAUUGUUUCUACAGGUUUUAUUUUAUUUUAUUUUACAGACGCGGCUCCGCACGCAUGACGUACAUUACCCACGAUGCACCUGGACAGGAGUAAACAGAGAGCCAGGAUGGCGGCGGACAGUGAUCCCGAGUCUGAAGUGUUUGAGAUCACGGAUUUCACCACCGCGUCCGAGUGGGAGAGGUUCAUAUCUCGGGUAGAGGAGGUGCUGAAUGACUGGAAGCUGAUUGGCUCUCGCGUCAGGAAGCCGCUGCAGAAGGGAGAAAUCACCAGCGGCUCGUGGGAGGAACACACACAGGAGAUCAACUUCGCCGACUUCAGGUUCUCCAUCACACACCACUGUCUGAAGCAGGAGUCCGCUGAGAGCCAGAGCAGGGAGGGAGCAGGGGAAGAUGUGUGUCCGCUGGCCCUGCAGGACCUGCUCUGCGUGAACAAUGACUUUCCUCCGCGAGCUCACUGUCUGGUCAGAUGGUUCGGUGUGCGUGAGUUCCUGGUGAUUUCUCCCGGAGCCCACUGUGAAGCUGUGGUCAGCGAGUCCAAGUGUAACCUGCUGCUGAGCUCCGUGUCCAUCGCUCUGGCCAACACGGGCUGUCUGGUGCCGCUGUUCGUGCAGAUCCAGCAGAAGUGGAGGAAGAUGUACGCGGGUGAGUGUCAGGGGCCCGGGGUCCACACCGACUUCGAGAUGGUGCACCUGCGUAAAGCUCCUGGUCAGCACACACACCUGUCCGGCCUGCUGGACAUCUUCAAGAACAAGAUGAGCUGCCCGCUGACCCCGCUGACCCCGCUGCCGCCCAUCAGCAUCUCCAUCCGCUUCACCUUCGUCCUGCAGGACGGUCAGCAGUGCUCCUGGCCACAGCAGCCUCCAGACUUCUAUGCGCUGCUGGCUGGAGAGGUGGGCGGCGUGGAGUCCGGCGGGCUUCCGUUCGGAGCGUGUGAAGACCCCAUCAGCGAGCUGCAUCUCGCGACCACGUGGCCGAACCUGACGGAGGGAAUCGUGGUGGAUAACGAUGUUUAUUCACGUUCAGACAAACACAAGGUUCAAAAGCUCAAGGAUGCUUGUGACGAGACAAGCGCGUGGUUUUAUGGGUUGUUGAUGCUUGUGACUGCAGCUCUGCUGUUUCUAGAGAACAGUGACAUCACUCAAGCGCUGUCCAAGCUGACGGAGCCCGCGGCCGUCCCCAUCCACAAGCUGUCCGUCUCCAGCAUGGUGCACAGCGCCAGGAGACGCAUGCGGCGACACCGACGCGCCGAGGAGUCGCCGCUCAACAGCCACGUGCUCAACUCCAUCCUGCUGUAUCUGUUCCCAGAUGCAGCUCUGGAUAAAUCAGAUUUAAGUGAUGUGAAAUCCACACAGCCCAGUCCGGGAGGUACGACCGAGCCGGACCGCGAGUCGGAGGAUUACCAUCUCUAUAAUCAGCUGAAGUCUGCUCCGAGCGACAGUCUGACGUACCGUCUGGCUCUGUGUGUCUGUGUGGUCAACUUCCACCACGGAGGAGUGAGAGCCGUCGCUCACCUGUGGCAGGAGUUUGUGCUGGAGAUGCGUUACCGCUGGGAGAACAACUGCCUGAUCUACGGGCUGGCCGGCGGAGCUCCGGAUCUCAGGUGUUGCCUUCUUCAUCAGAAACUGCAGAUGCUGAACUGCUGCAUCGAGCGCAAGAGAGCGAGGGAUGAUGGGAGGAAGAGCGGCGCGUCAGACAGGAGCCGUCCGGGGCCCGAGAGCGCGGGGCCCGCCGAGGUUUCUCCGGGGAAGUCCUGGGACUCGUGGAGCGACAGCGAGGAGGAGUUCUUCGAGUGUCUGAGCGACACCGAGGAGAUGAAGGACACGGAGAGCGAGAAAAAAGCAGCUAAUAAAAGCAGAGCUGAAGGUCGUCUGCAGCCACACGGCAAACUGACCCUCCUGAAGUCCCCGGAGCCGCUCUACAUCCCCGUCACACAGGAGCCUGCGCCCAUGACUGAAGACCUGCUGGAGGAGCAGUCGGAGGUUCUGGCCAAACUGGGCACGUCGGCUGAAGGAGCGCACCUCCGCGCCCGCAUGCAGAGCGCCUGCCUGCUCUCAGACAUGGAGUCCUUCAAGGCAGCGAAUCCCGGCUGUUGUCUGGAGGAUUUCGUGCGCUGGUAUUCUCCGAGAGAUUACGUGGAGGAGGAGGUGGAUGAGGUGGGACAGACGGUCAUACGGGGUGACCUGAGCGCUCGCAUGAAGAUCCCGGGAAACAUGUGGGUGGAGGCCUGGGAGACGGCCAAAGCCACGCCGGCCCGCCGACAGAAGAGACUGUUUGACGACACCAAAGAGGCUGAGAAGGUGCUGCAUUACCUGUCGCAGCAGAAGCCGUCGGAUCUGACGCGGCACCUGAUGCCCUGCGUGCUGCACGCUGCUCUGCUCAAGAUCAAGGAGGAAGAGGAGUCUGAAGACAUCGCGUCGGUGCGUAAAGCUCUGCAGCAGGUCACCGCUCACGCCAGCAAACUGCUGCAUCACCCCAACCCUGACUUCAAGAAGCUGGAGGACGUCAUCGUUCAGAUGAGCGCGGAGGAGGCCGUCAUCGCUCGCGCCCGAUCGCUCAAGGCCAAGUUUGGCAUCGCCGGAGGAGAGCGAGAGGAAGACGCUGACGAGCUGCAGAGGUUUGUCAGCUGUUUGCUGGAGGAGCCCGAGGUUUCUGUGGUUGGAGCCGGACGAGGACCUGCUGGAAAAAUCAUCCAUAAGUUGUUCGUCAGCUCUCAGCGGUUGGCCGACUCCAGCGACGAGGCCGCUCUGCUGGCGCCGAUGGAGGAUGAAGCGGGUCGUUCUGGAGGGACGGACGACAGGAAAGCGGUUCCAGAUUUUCCGCCCCCUGCUGGACGGGAGGUUCUGCUGCGCACCUGUGUGCCGCGUCCCGCGCCGUACUCCAAAGCCCUGCCGCAGCGGCUCUUCUGUGUGCUGACCCGAGACGAGUUCAGGCUCGCCGGCGCCUUCUCCUCCGACACCUGCUUCUUCUGAGCGAUCCACGAGCGCAGGUUACACAGGACGCAGGUUUCAGGAAAUUACGCCGACGAGUGUCCUGCCUUUUGAGUCAAAACGCUUCACAUGUAAUCACGGGAGAUAGUCUCUGGAUCGGCGCUCUGAGGCUCUCAUCAGCUCUGAAAUGGUUUUAUAUCUGUUGGGUUUCACACAUGCUAAUAAUAUCAGUUCCCUACUGUGUGCUUGAUGAGAGCAGCUCUAGAUUGAGUUCACAACACUUUGCCUUAGGAAACAUCAUCACACACACACACACACAGAGUCAUCACACUCACACACACACACUCACACACAGA
Messenger RNA from Cyprinus carpio (common carp), 3372 nucleotides. Its product is annotated as rab3 GTPase-activating protein catalytic subunit-like. Gene Ontology annotation, molecular function: GTPase activator activity. Lineage: Eukaryota; Metazoa; Chordata; Actinopteri; Cypriniformes; Cyprinidae. Gene Ontology annotation, biological process: positive regulation of GTPase activity. The transcript has 24 exons. Bases 164 to 3058 code for a protein of 964 amino acids. The record is from RefSeq and is a predicted model, not a curated record.